AUGUUGCAUGAGGGCCACACAGGGAUUGUACGUAUGAAGAGUUUUACCCGUAGUUAUGUGUGGUGGCCUGGAAUAGAUGCUGAGUUAGAGCAGUGUGUGAAAUCAUGUGUCUCAUGUCAGAUUCAAAGGAAAUCACCGCCUGUAGUACCUUUGCAUCCAUGGGCGUGGCCAGAGAGAGCUUGGUCAAGAGUCCAUAUAGACUAUGCAGGUCCUUUUGAAGGGAAGUCUUUUCUGGUUAUGAUAGAUGCAUAUUCUAAAUGGAUGGAAGUCCAUAUUACAAAUCCUACAACUACAGCAGCAACAAUAGAAUUAAUGAGGAAAUCUUUUGCUACCUUGGGAUUGCCUGAUGUAGUAGUCUCAGAUAAUGCAGCUAAUUUUACUAGUCUGGAAUUUAGUACGUUUUUGAAGAGAAAUGGGAUUAGACAUGUAAGGACACCUCCAUACCAUCCGUCAUCAAAUGGUAUAGCUGAGAGGGCGGUACAGACACUGAAAGAUGGUCUGAGAAAGAUUAAGGGAGGAUCUUUAGAGACUCGCUUAUCUAGGUUUCUGUUCAAGUACAGAAUCACUCCUCAUAGUGUUACUGGGAUAUCUCCUGGUGAGAUAAUUUUUGGUCGACGUCUACAUUCUCACUUGGAUCAUUUAAGACCAAACAUGGAGAAGAAAGCUAAUUUGAAUAAUGACCGUCAAAAGCAGUGGUAUGAUGUCCAUGCUAAACAGAGAUUGUUUAAGAUAGGGGACUUGGUCUACAUAAGGAACUAUGCAACAGGACCUCAAUGGCUUCCUGGAAAGAUUAUUGAAUUGAAUGGUAAUGUUCUAUUUACUGUAUUGUUAGAGGAUGGUCGUAGAGUAAGGAAACAUACUGAUCAAAUUAUUCAACGAUAUGAAAGAUCCAAUACUCAAGAGUCUAAUGAUGACUUCUCAGAGGAUCCUAUUGUGGUUAGUACUCCUAAUCCAUCACCUACAGUUAAUGCUUCUCAAUCUCCCCCUAUUCAAUUACCUUUAACUACUGAACCUGAUCACUCUAGUCCUAUUCAAUCUCCCUCACUCUCCUCUCGUUCAUCUACUCCGAAUCGUUCGUCAUCAACACCCGAGCCCGUAACCACAUCUCUCACGAAUCGUCCAGUACGACGUUCUACACGAUCAAGACACUCACCAAAGAGGUAUGGAUCGCCUGUACGAUAUUGA
Molecule: messenger RNA, 1185 nt
Organism: Amphimedon queenslandica
Lineage: Eukaryota; Metazoa; Porifera; Demospongiae; Haplosclerida; Niphatidae
Exons: 1
Coding region: 1-1185 (394 amino acids)
Biological process (GO): DNA integration
Molecular function (GO): nucleic acid binding
Source: RefSeq, a predicted model, not a curated record